Molecule: messenger RNA, 834 nt
Organism: Clavispora lusitaniae ATCC 42720
Lineage: Eukaryota; Fungi; Ascomycota; Pichiomycetes; Serinales; Metschnikowiaceae
Source: RefSeq, a predicted model, not a curated record
AUGGCACUAUAUACAUCUGUGCUAGUUGUCGACACCCUUGACCAAACCAACCUUUGCCGGUCUCAAAACACGCUUGUUCAAAGUGUAGCCCGGCUGCUGGACAUGGAAAAUGGUUCCUGGCUCCUUGUCUGGCUGAGGAAUCUCAAACGUGGCCUCAUGCUGGUUGGGGUCAAAAGGCUCGCCCAUAGGAUGGAUCUUUUCGAUUCCGUGUCUGGCCAACGUCUUCUCAAACACGUUUUUGGUCAUGGAAACACCGUCAAACAAGUUCUUCACCUCCUCGUUGGUCUCCAAAGUCUCUUCCUUGACAGAGUUCAACGCCAAGGUGAAAUUGUCCAAGGACUCCAACAAGUCCUUGGCAAACUUCUGCAACGCAAAGUCUCUGGCCUUUUGCAUCUCUUUCUUUGUGGUUUCCUGCAAGUUGCGGAAGUCCGCCACCGCUCUGGCGUAAUGGUUCUUCAUGUCGGCCAAUUCCUUGUCUUUCUUGGACAACGCCUCUCUCAACUCGGCGACAACAGGGUCCUCGGCCUGCUGUUUUGCUUCCUCGGCGCCGUUUUCGCUCUUUUGCUCGGUAGUUUCUGCCUUUUCUUCCUUUUCUUCUUGUGGUUUUUGCUCCUGGUCUUUGGCGUUAGUCGAGUUGAAUCUGAGCGCAAAAGGGCUGAUUCUUGGAGCGGCCAAAACGGGCCUGAUGCUUCUCGCAGGCAAGCGAGCAGAGUUUCUGGCUACGGCUGUGUAAAAAGCUCUGUGCAUGGUUGGCUUUUUCUUCCGUUAUGUUUCUUUUUCCUAAAGGCCCGAAUGCUCACUGAAGAACUUUUCAUGCUGGGUGCAGGACUGUGA